Messenger RNA from Akanthomyces muscarius, 678 nucleotides. RefSeq lists its product as uncharacterized. Bases 1 to 678 code for a protein of 225 amino acids. The record is from RefSeq and is a predicted model, not a curated record. Lineage: Eukaryota; Fungi; Ascomycota; Sordariomycetes; Hypocreales; Cordycipitaceae. The transcript has a single exon.
AUGUCUGCUACACUCAAGCCGAUCAAAGUAUGGGGCAAGGGUGGUCCGAACCCUCCCAAGGUGGCCAUUGUACUUGAAGAGCUGAGCUUGCCCGCCGAGUUCGUCGUCGUGCCGUUCUCCGACGUGAAGAAGCCGGAAUACUUGGCAAUCAACCCCAACGGGCGCCUGCCAGCUAUCCACGAUCCCAACACGGGCCUGACCAUAUGGGAGUCUGGAGCCAUUGUCGAAUACCUUACCGAGAAGUACGACACAGAGCACAAGAUCAGCUUUGCCACAGGCAGCCCCGAGGCGUACGAGACCAAGCAGUACCUCUAUUUCCAGGCUUCAGGCCAGGGCCCAUACUACGGUCAGGCUGCCUGGUUCAAGAAGUUUCACCACGAGAAGUUGCCCAGCGCCGUUGAACGCUACGUCAAGGAGAUGCAUCGCGUGACGGCUGUGCUGGACAAGAUUUUGUCUGAGAAAAAGGUGGCGCAGGGCCAGGACGGCCCAUGGCUCGUCGGCGGAAGAUGCUCUAUUGCCGACCUCUCUUUUGCAUCAUGGACACAUGUGGUUCCCUUUAUCUUUGACAAGACUGAUUACAACCUGGAUGAUUACCAAUUUGUUAAGAACUGGCAUGAGCGCAUGUUGGCACGCCCUGGUACCGCAGCUGGACUGGGCAGUACAGAGAAGCUAGCAUAG